UUUCUCUCCGUCGUCCACCGGAGAGAAAACGCCGCCGCCGCCAUUGACUACGGUUUAUUAGGAUCAAGCUCAAACCAUUAAGAUCCAAAUUGUGCUGCUUGAUUGUGGGUUUCAUGUGGAUUGGGUUUGACAUGGAUUAGGAAAGAAAAAAGGAAGAAUCUUUAAUCUUAUCCAGAUUGUUUUGGAUUUGGGUAGACUUUCCAUAUCUCUGUUGGUGUGUGAUCUGUCUUAUGGAUACGAGACGUGGAGAGGCUAAAGAAGCCAAUGGAUUUGAGAAUCAUAAGGCUAUUAUUGUCAGUGAAGUUGAGGAUCAAGUCUGUGAGGAGGAGGAGGAAGAAGAUAGUGAGUCACAGUGUUUGUUGCCUCCUCCUAGGAAAGGAGGGAUGUCGACAAAUACUGACAAGAUUAAGAGGACUGUGCAAUGGACUGAUAACAAAGGAGACAACCUUGCUGAGAUUUUAGUAUAUGAACCAAGUGAAGUAAGCGAUUCAGAUGACGAUGACUCGGAUUCUUGCAUCUGCACAAUUAUGUAGUUCUUCAAACCAGCAUUCACUCACCGUUAACAUGGAGUUUUAACAAUGAGCUCGUCCUUGUAUCUGGCUUCUUUUCAGCAACCAGUUUUUGUGAGGAUAGGCGACUGGACAUCACUAUCACGCAAAUGUCUGAUUUUGUGCUCAGGACUUUUGACAAGAAGCCUGUUCAAACGAGGGAUGUGUGGGCUCAGUAUCCAAUUGUCACAUCUCAAUUACAGGAGUGGGAGUAUAUAGGGGUAUAGAUUACUGCUGUAUUAUGCAAUAGAGACUGAUCUUCAAGCCGAAGAUCCUUGAGUUCUGUUUGGGUUGACAGGUUUUGAUAGUAAACUAUGUAUGUCUUUCUGCAACAUACAAGCUAAUUAAAAUGUAAGCAUAUGCAGCAAU
Molecule: messenger RNA, 917 nt
Organism: Eruca vesicaria subsp. sativa (arugula)
Lineage: Eukaryota; Viridiplantae; Streptophyta; Magnoliopsida; Brassicales; Brassicaceae
Source: the annotation of a GenBank genome assembly